This is a messenger RNA of Sclerotinia sclerotiorum 1980 UF-70, 99 nucleotides long. RefSeq lists its product with no specific name. The record is from RefSeq and is a predicted model, not a curated record. The transcript is spliced from 2 exons. Lineage: Eukaryota; Fungi; Ascomycota; Leotiomycetes; Helotiales; Sclerotiniaceae. Bases 1 to 99 code for a protein of 32 amino acids.
AUGGCAAUGAAAGGUGCCAGCACAUUUGAUCUUGUCUCGCAAGUACGGUUGAUUGUUACCACGGAAGCUAAGAACGUUCUUGGUGAUGAUGAUGGGUGA